This is a messenger RNA of Trichoderma harzianum CBS 226.95, 1404 nucleotides long. RefSeq lists its product as hypothetical. The record is from RefSeq and is a predicted model, not a curated record. The transcript has 4 exons. The coding region runs from base 1 to 1404 and encodes 467 amino acids. Gene Ontology annotation, biological process: hydrogen peroxide catabolic process; response to reactive oxygen species; cellular response to oxidative stress. Gene Ontology annotation, molecular function: peroxidase activity; heme binding. NCBI's taxonomy places the organism in Eukaryota, Fungi, Ascomycota, Sordariomycetes, Hypocreales, Hypocreaceae.
AUGGUGUUGUCAAAUCGUUUCCUCUCUGCCGUCGCCAAACUCGGCUUGGUAGCUGGCUCAGCUUAUGCCGAGAAGGAACAAAUCUGGCCAGCCAACACCGAUCUCCUGGAGAGCAUGCUCUUUGAGCAACAAGGCUUCAACUCCCAAAACUCUCCUGCGACUUUUAUUGUUCCUUGCGAAAAGGUUACCUUUGGCACCGGCCGUAACGGCGCCGCAGAAUGGCUGCGUACAGCAUAUCACGACAUGGCAACUGCGGAUGUUGAGAAUGGAAUAGGAGGUAUCGACGCGUCGAUUGGAUUUGAAGUCAACCGUGACGAGAACCCAGGUAUUGGAUUCAACGAGACGCUGAUGAACCUGGCUGCCUUUUUGACACCGCGGUCGUCGAUGGCGGAUCUUAUUGCUAUGGGGGCACUGUUUGCGGCAAAUGGCUGCUCGAAUGGAAGCGUCGAGAUUCCCUUCAGAGCUGGUAGAGUUGAUGCCACUGGCCCGGGCCCGACAGGCGUGCCCAGACCCGAGCAGCCUUUGGAUGAACACAUUACCAGCUUCCAGAAGCAGGGAUUCACUCCACAGGAAAUGAUCGGACUGGUUGCAUGCGGUCAUACCCUUGGAGGAGUUCACGGUGUGGACUUUCCGGAGAUUGUAGACGCCACAGAUGACAACACUCAGACAUUUGACACGACCAACUCAGGAUUCACUGCCUUCGACAACACCGUUGCUGUUCAAUAUGUGAACAACGUCACACAGAACCCCCUUGCCUUUGGCCACAAUGAGACCACCAGAUCUGAUGCAAGAAUCUUUGCUUCAGAUGGAGGCAUCGAAAUUGGACGCAUGGCAACUUCUCCUGCUUACUUUUACAAGACGUGCCAAGAUCUGCUCGAGCGAAUGAUUAACACAGUCCCCAAGGGUGUGACUCUUACCGAGCCUCUUCAGCCUUAUCCUGUGAAGCCAUCACGUCUAUUUGCUACCGUCAACUCUAACGGAACGAUGAGCUUGACUGGCUACAUCCGAGUUAUCGGUACUGUCGCCGCCAACCCCAACCGCUCCAUCAAGCUUCACAUCCACCCUCGUGCCGGAGUGACAUGCACACCGGCUAAGCCUUGCACUGUUAGCAACAACAUCCCAGCAUUCGCUUCCGGCCACGUCAUGUACGGAAACCCCCCACUUACCUUCUGGACGUAUCCCUUCACGGUUGAGGUGCCUCUUGCCCAGGGUAUUUCCGGAUUUGACGUCGAGGUCAUCGACAACAUCAACGGAGUGACUAACAGCACUCUUCAUACGAAUGGCGGCAAUGGAUUCCCAUUCGAUGACACUCUUCUCACGCAACCGCAGCUCUCGUGCACCGAGACACACACUGAGGGACUAAUGAACCUGACUGUUGCAGUAAGCUCACACACUUUAAUCUGA